Molecule: messenger RNA, 3380 nt
Organism: Sarcophilus harrisii (Tasmanian devil)
Lineage: Eukaryota; Metazoa; Chordata; Mammalia; Dasyuromorphia; Dasyuridae
Gene: OSGIN2
Product: oxidative stress induced growth inhibitor family member 2
Exons: 6
Coding region: 790-2307 (505 amino acids)
Source: RefSeq, a predicted model, not a curated record
UGUAUUUCUUUUUGCAAGUGAUUUUUAAAAUAAAUCAUGGAAUAGAGAUACAAAAUGGUAUAGAUAAUAAAUAAGCAUUAUGCUAACAAGGCAGUAACAUUUACUUCCUCUCUACAAAGCAGAAAUAACAAAAGUAGCAAUUGAUUAUAUAAAGCUAUUAUCCAAAAAUAUUAGCAGUACAAAGAAAUAUUCUGUCCUUUAGAAUACUGCUUACUAUAGUUGAACAUUUAACUAAUUGUUAAUAAAAAAAAAAAAUUAGAAGGAAGUGUUGUUAUAGCUAUAUGACUUGGUUAGAACUGACCUUGGAGUCAGAAUGACCUGGUUUUAAGUCCUGGCUUUGGCACAUACUGGUUAUUUGACCAUGGGCAAAAAAUCACUUUUAACCUCUCAUUGUUCUAGCAACUCUCUUAGAUGUCACUCCUCAAACUUCUUGUUCUCUAUAUUUUUAAAAGUUAUUGUAGCUUAUAUCUAUUGAUAGUUAGCAUAAGAAAUCAAAAUGUCUUUGUAUCUUAAGGAAAAUAUUUUUGAUCUUACAAAUAUUCUGAAAGAUUCUUUAAGAAUACCAGGUCCCCUGACCACACUUUGAGCACCAUUAUGUCUCCAAGACUUUUCAGUUACAGAUAUGCUGUAGCUCUACAUUGGUAGAGGUCAUUUCUACACUGGUUUCUUUCCAAUGAGGAAGUCUCAAGUUAAGAUUCAAGAAACUAUAGCGAUCCUGAAACUGAAGGGCAGAUUUUGAAUUCCUUAGUACAAUAUUUUGGUGACAGUUUCAGCAGAAAAGUUAAAGCGAUGCCAUUAGUUGAAGAAAUUUCUUUACCUGAAGACUCAUCACUGACUUUGCCUGUGGUGAUAGUAGGAAAUGGACCCUCAGGCAUUUGCCUUUCUUACAUGUUGUCAGGAUACAGACCAUAUUUAUCUUCAGAAGCUGUACAUCCAAAUCCAAUUUUGCAUAGUAAAUUAGAAGAAGCAAGGCAUCUUUCCAUUAUUGAUCAGGAUUUAGAGUACUUGUCUGAAGGUCUUGAAGGCCGAUCCUCCAAUCCAGUUGCAAUACUACUUGACACACUUCUUCAUCCAGAUGCUGACUUUGGUUAUGAUUAUCCAUCAGUUUUGCAUUGGAAAUUAGAACAGCAUCAUUAUAUUCCUCACUUGGUUUUUGGUAAAGGACCACCUGGUGGGGCUUGGCAUCAUAUGGAAGGUUCCAUGUUGACAAUCAGCUUUGGAAACUGGAUGGAGUUGCCUGGACUGAAGUUUAAGGAUUGGGUGGCUACCAAGCGAAGGAACAUAAAGAGUGAUCGAGUUACACCAGAGGAGAUAGCUUGCUACUACAAGCACUAUGUGAAAGUUAUGGGUCUUCAGAAGAAUUUCCGAGAAAAUACCUAUAUAACCUCUAUAUCAAGACUUUACAGAGGUCAGGAUGAUGAUCAGGACAGUGAUGAUAUUUCAACACAACAAUUACAAAUGGAGAAGUCAACAUUUAUCAAGAGAAACUGGGAGAUAAGAGGCUAUCAAAGAAUAGGUGAUGGCUCACAUGUUCCUUUUUGUCUCUUUGCUGAGAAUGUAGCUUUAGCAACUGGAACUUUGGAUUCUCCUACUUAUUUGCAAGUUGAAGGGGAAGAUUUUCCCUUUGUAUUCCAUUCAAUGCCAGAAUUUGGAGCUGCCAUUAGCAAAGGAAAGUUACAUGGCAAAGUGGACCCAGUUUUAAUUGUAGGUUCUGGACUUACUGCAGCUGAUGCUGUGCUAUGUGCUUACAACAAUAAUAUUCCUGUAAUCCAUGUGUUUCGGAAACGGGUUACUGAUCCAAGUUUAAUUUUCAAACAACUUCCCAAAAAGCUUUAUCCUGAAUACCAUAAAGUCUACCAUAUGAUGUGUACUCAGUCAUAUUCUAUUGACUCUAAUCUUUUAUCAGCUUAUACCAGUUUUCCUGAGCACCAUGUGCUUUCAUUUAAGACGGACAUGAAAUGUGUUCUUCAGAGUGUCUCUGGAUUGAAGAAAAUCUUCAAAUUAUCUGCAGCAGUGGUAUUAAUAGGUUCCCAUCCUAAUCUAUCCUUUUUGAAGGAACAAGGGUAUGACUUGGGCCAUAAUUCAAACCAGCCAAUUACAUGUAAAGGUAAUCCUGUGGAAAUUGAUCCAUACACAUAUGAGUGUACUAAAGAAACUAACCUUUUUGCUUUGGGGCCUUUGGUUGGAGACAAUUUUGUACGGUUUUUAAAAGGUGGAGCACUGGGUGUUGUUCGCUGCCUAGUUACUAGACAGAAGAGGAAACAACAUUUAAUUGUUGAAAGAGGAGGUGGGGAUGGUGUAGCAUAAAGCUUUUAUGUUUACAAGUAAUGAUUUAUAAGUAAUUCAUAUGGACAGCUUGCCAUCAGCAUUUUUAUAGUGAUCUGCAGUCCCAAUUUGUUGGGGUUAUAUUACUUGACAAGGAGGUAUACAACUGUACUCAUUUUUGAAAUGUUGUAAGAACUUGUUUUCUUUAUUUAAAAGUACCUUACACCACCAGGUAAUUUUCAGAUGAAUAGAAACCACUUGUCAGUUUGUCUGGCCAGCUUGAGGCCUUCAUUUUAACUGAAGCACUGUAAUGUCAUUUCAACAAGACUUGGUUUCGAUUAAUUUUUUUUUUCUGUUGCUUAUGUUUAAUUUUCAAAAUGUUACUGCUUUGAAGCUAUAAAAUUAGAUGAUUAACCCAGGAAGUUGACUUUAUAUAAUUUCAAGUCUCAAGGAGAAUGUUAUAUGGGAAAAACACUUCCUAAAAAAGGUUUUAUUUAUUUUGUCACAUCAUCAUUUUGUAAAUCAGUUUGUCACUUAAGAUUAAGAUGGUCUUUAAACAAAUAAUGUUUAAUUCUUACGACGACUUAAUCUUAGAUUCUAAUAAUAAUCUGACAGUUGAUUAAUGUUGGAAUAUUUGAAAAUUUGGCCAUUUCAAAACAAAUCAAAGUAUUUUGUGGAGGUUUGUUCUCUACCAGACUUCUAUAAAGCUUUCCAGUAAUACUUUGAUCGAAGUACAACAAUAAAUUGCUUAUAAAAGUGCUCUUAUUACCGUGUGAAUAGUUAAUAAUUUUAAUAGCUCACAUUUAUAUAAUAUACUUUUUUAAGCAAAGUUUACAAAGUGCUACAAAUCCAUUAUUUAUUUCAUUUGAACCGUACAAUACUGUGAAAUAGGUAAUAGUACAUAAAAUAUUACACGUUGAGUACACAAACUUUGAAGUUGUAACGUGGUCACAUAGUGUCAAUAGUUUAUAGCCCUUCAGCUUUGGUUUCCCUGACUUGUAGUCCAGUGUACACCCCACUACACAGUGCUGUCUUUCAGUAACUGAGUUGUGCUGAGAGAGGGAACUUGGGACAAAAAUGCUUUCUACAAGCCUGUGUAAUAAAGCUGUUUUUAA